CCAGAACCAAAUUUCAAAGAUUAUAUUAAUAUGGGGCCAGACCAUGAAGGCAUGAUUCUGGAACGUUCUUGCAUUGUUUGCGGUGAUGAUGUUCUCCAGCGUGGUUUGAAGGUGUUCCUGAGGAAUAUUGAAGAACCCGUGGGUGAUCUCCAUAUUUUUUUUACUGAUACAGCACUCAAUUACGAAUGGGGGUACGAAAAUGUCUUUAUAUAG
Racocetra persica is the source of this 213-nucleotide messenger RNA. The record is from the annotation of a GenBank genome assembly. NCBI's taxonomy places the organism in Eukaryota, Fungi, Glomeromycota, Glomeromycetes, Diversisporales, Gigasporaceae.